AUGUCGAAUUUAUUAUUAGAUGUUGAUAAUAAGAGUAAAGAAGAGUUAUUAAAGUUGAGAAAAGAUCAACUCUAUCAAAUAUCGAUUGAUAAAAAGUUAAAGGUGAAUAAAUCUUUGAAUAAAGAUAGCUUGGUCAAUGCAAUUAUCAAACAUAGAGAUGAUCAGAUCAGAUUACAAAAUACAUUGUUUGAUGACAAUCCUGCAAUAAGAUUCCAUCGUGGUCAUGUCGACUAUCGUUUACCUUUCUUGAUCAUUUCAAAGAUAUUUCAAUAUUAUUGGAUGUUGUGUACCAAUCACACGAGUCCAUUCUUCUCAUAUCGUGAUGCUUUGACAAUCACUCUUGUCAACAAACAAUUAUAUGGUAUUGUUACCACUUUAUUCAAUAGUGUUUUUAUAAAACAGAUGAAUAUAAAUUCUGGAUACUUAAAUUUGGAACCAUUGAUAAAUAAUGAAUUACUUAGAUUAACAAGAACAUGGUGUCCGAUCAAACAGAUAACAAAACUACAUAUUCACAAUACAAUGUUUGAACAAUUUGUUAACAGUACAGAUAUCCUUCUCAACAAUCUACUUACAACCAUUGAGAAGUUACAUAUUUAUGUGAAUAAAUCAUCUUAUAGAGACAUCAAUUAUCUUACCUUCAAGAGUGUAGCAAGCAAAAUGCCGAAUCUCAGGACACUCGUUUGUAACAACGUCAAUAUUAGAUACUCACUCAUCAAUGCAAUCGCCACAAUCAAGUCACUCAGGAAAUUAGAUUUGACACACACCUACAAAGUUCGUCUUGGAUCUUUAGAGGAACUGGUACUCACCAAGAUGCCAUUACUAGACCAAAUCAAAUUACCAAUAUGCGAUCCUGUAAAUAUUCCAAAUUCCUUCAGAGACAGUGUUAUAUCAUUGUUCAAUGUCUCUUUCUAUAAACCAGUAUCACCAAAACAACUUUUAGAACUCCCAAACUUGAAGAAGAUCUCUUUUCUCAAACUUAGACCCAACAUUUUCAAAUAUUUCAAAGAAUCAUCUUUUAAUGUCACUUAUUUAUGCUUCCCUUUGAAUGGAAAUAUCGAUCAUUGGCUUCCAAUCAUUGAGAAACUCAUCAGUAUCGAAACACUCGAAGUCAACACUCAAUCGUUGGGUUCGAAGGGUCUUUCUAGUUUAUGUCGAAAAUUCAAAAACAGCAUCUCACCAAAUUAUUCUCGAUUCAUCAUUCAAACAUACGAUCACUAUGACAACGAGAAAAAUAAUUUAAAAAUAGGAUUACAUUAUUCUCAUCAGAAAUUGUAUCCUAGAAUUACAAGUGAUUCAACAAACCUUAGAAAAAUAUAUUUUGUUAAAAAAAUAUAA
Messenger RNA from Heterostelium album PN500, 1335 nucleotides. RefSeq lists its product as uncharacterized. The transcript is spliced from 2 exons. Lineage: Eukaryota; Evosea; Eumycetozoa; Acytosteliales; Acytosteliaceae. The record is from RefSeq and is a predicted model, not a curated record. Bases 1 to 1335 code for a protein of 444 amino acids.